GUUUAUUUUACUUAAGAACCCUAAUGAUCCCGAAAUUAAAGUAAAAUCAGAUACAUUAAGUGGAACUGCUAAAAAUAUAAAUAAUGAAACAUUAUUUGAUAUUACGCUUGAAUCUAAAUAUGAUGUUGUAGACAAGAAUGAUAAUCCAUUUUCAUCCUUUUCUGCGGCAAUAAUAGCCGCAUAUUUUUGGUUGAAUGGUGAUAUGUUAUUAUUAACGAUAUUAUUAAUAAUUUUAAAUGCGAUUUUAUUUAAUAUUAUAUAUUUGUUUUAUUUUAGUGGAGUGUAUGAAAGAGCAGAAACUAAGGGUAGACAAGCAUUAUUAAGAUUUAGAGCGAAUCAAAUAGCAGAUUAUGAAGCAUUAGAACAUUUUCAUUUUUGGCCUCCUGAACCAGAACCAAAAUAUAUUUAUUAUAUUGGUCAAUCUAAAAAUUUUCAAGAAUGGUAUCAAAAGAGAAAAGAUGACCAAGGUGAAAUUUAUAAUGAUUUUGAAGAAAAACCUACAAAUAUUAUAACUCAAGCUUUUAAAGAUGUUGAUUAUGAUGAAACUUCAAUUUGGCAAUUCGAUGAUGAUAAUUCAUCUGAUACCAAAAAGUUACCGGAAAUAAAGGAAGAAACUAUUCUAUCAAAUUCUUUAGAAAAUUGUCAAGAAAUUUUUUUAGAAAAAAUGAAUGAAACUUCAAAUGGGAAAUUCGAUGAUGAUAAUUCAUCUAAUACCAAAAGUGAAAAUAUGGAAGGUUCUACUGAUUCUACUAUAACGUUACCGAAAAUAGAGGAAGAAACUAUUAAAUCAAAUUCCUUAGAAAAUUCUCAAGAAAUUUUUUUAGAAAAAAUUAAUGAAAAAAUUAAUGAAAUGAAAAAGAUAAAUGAUGAAAUGAAAAAAGUAAAUGAUGAUAUUCAAAAUUUAUUUAAUGAAAUGUAUACUAAAUUUAAUAAUAAACCUCAAAACUUUUGAACGGUAUAAUUUUGUAAUAUUGGUAAUGUGUAACAUAAAAUAGA
Rhizophagus irregularis DAOM 181602=DAOM 197198 is the source of this 996-nucleotide messenger RNA. The record is from RefSeq and is a predicted model, not a curated record. Lineage: Eukaryota; Fungi; Glomeromycota; Glomeromycetes; Glomerales; Glomeraceae.